CUGGGCCUUUCUGUGGAACCUUCGUGCAACGGGGAAAGUGUAUUUUAAUUUGGGAUUGGACACCGUAUGCUAUAAAUAUCUGUAAAAUGUAUAAACCGGUCGUACACACAAAAGAACUGCUUAUUGUCUCCAAAUCCAAGGAAGAAGAGCCUAUAAAAAUGCCUUAUUACCAGCCAAUAUUAGAUGUGGAUGACAAAGCGCAGCAGGAGAAUUCGGCUCUUGUAAUUGAAGCUUUUUCGGCCAAAAGCUGUUCAGAGAUGUCGGAGUUCGAGCUGAGCUAUCCUUGCAAAUAUUGUUCGUUCAAAGGCGAGACGAGAACAGAAUUGGUCGAACACAUCGACACCCACGACAAGACGAAACCGUACGAAUGCGAAGAGUGCGAGUACAAAUGUUCACAGGCGAGGCUUCUGAAGCGCCAUUUCAGGAAGCACACCGGCGAGAAACCGUUCGCCUGCGAAGAGUGCGAGUACACGACAGCAUAUUCGCCGGCUCUCAGGGUCCACAUGCGGACCCACACCGGAGAAAAGCCGUUCGCCUGCGCCUUAUGCGAUUACCGGUGUGUACACGGUGGACAUUUGAAGGAACACAUGAGGACGCACACAGGCGAGCGGCCGUACGAGUGCGUCGAAUGCGGCUUCAAAUUCGCCCGACCCGCCCAUCUGGAGAGGCACAUGAUGACCCACACAGGAGAGAAGCCGUACAGCUGCAGCAUAUGUCCGUACAGGUGCGCGAGGGUAGCCCAUCUGCAGAGGCAUCUACGGAAGCACACCGGCGAGAAACCGUUCUGCUGCGUCGUCUGCAACUACAAGUGCACGCAGUCGAGUCAUCUCAAGAUCCAUCUCCGGCUCCACAACGGCGAAAAACCCUACGAGUGCAACCGGUGCGAUUUCAGGUGCACUAAGUCUGGAAACCUCAAAGUGCACAUGAGGACUCACACCGGCGAGAAACCGUUCAAGUGCAAACAUUGCGACGCCAAAUUCGCUAUGUCCGAGAAACUUAGGGAGCACAGGAGAAGCGAACAUUCCAAAAAAUACAAACAAUUUUCUUGCACAGACUGUGAAUUUACAUGUAAGAAAAAAAGAGAUUUGAAGUCACACGCGAAGACUCAUCAAACUGACGGUCAAACUGAAAAUCCAUAAAUUUCAACAGAUGUUUUAUUUUUGUUUUCCAAUAAACAUUUUUAUUUUUGAAAAUUUUUUAAAUCCAGUUUAAAAGAAUUAUUGAGAAUUGAUGAUAAUCGGACAUUUUCUA
Messenger RNA from Cimex lectularius (bed bug), 1251 nucleotides. RefSeq names its product zinc finger protein 239-like. Gene Ontology annotation, biological process: regulation of DNA-templated transcription. Lineage: Eukaryota; Metazoa; Arthropoda; Insecta; Hemiptera; Cimicidae. The record is from RefSeq and is a predicted model, not a curated record. The coding region runs from base 87 to 1139 and encodes 350 amino acids. The transcript is spliced from 2 exons. Gene Ontology annotation, molecular function: RNA polymerase II cis-regulatory region sequence-specific DNA binding; DNA-binding transcription factor activity, RNA polymerase II-specific.